Messenger RNA from Nerophis lumbriciformis (worm pipefish), 5911 nucleotides. It is a transcript of the gene btbd3b, whose product is annotated as BTB (POZ) domain containing 3b. The record is from RefSeq and is a predicted model, not a curated record. Gene Ontology annotation, biological process: dendrite morphogenesis; cerebral cortex development; neurogenesis. NCBI's taxonomy places the organism in Eukaryota, Metazoa, Chordata, Actinopteri, Syngnathiformes, Syngnathidae. Gene Ontology annotation, cellular component: cytosol. Gene Ontology annotation, molecular function: protein binding.
GGUUGUGGAGCGCUCCCCAUCCAAUCUCUGUAGUCAGCAGAACGAGCGGCUGAGCGGAGCAGCGCAGCAUCCACCCACCACAGCAUCCUGCAUGAUGACUGCGCGUCAAGGGGGACGCAAAAGACGGACGACGCGUUAAAAGACCCUCGGUGAGCGGGAAAAGCGUGGCACGGGAGGAGUGGGAGCCGAGGCAUCGCUGGUGUCUGUCUGAGGACCACUGCAGCAGCACUAAAUCUGGGGCUGUCAGACCAACCCUCAGCAGAGCCGCAAGCGCUGAGCUCAUCACUCUGCGAGGCGGCAAUGGGAUCCCCAGGAGCAGCUCUAACUUCACAGAGGAAAACAGGACUUCCCUUCCCAGAGGCGUGAAGAGAACACCCAAGUUUGGAAAGUACGGUAGAGGAUCUGCCGGUGCUGCACUGCGACCGAGGCGAGCAGCCCGAGCUGUCGUCCUCCGCAUCCUGGUGAAUGUCUUCUCCACUGCUCGGCAGUUGAACACACUCAUGGUCGAUGCCAAGGGAAGGAACAUGAAAUGUCUGACUUUCUUCUUAAUGCUCCCUGAGUCCGUCAAAAGCAAGUCCAGCAAAAGCUCCAAGAAGGGGAACGCCAGCGGGAGCUCAAAGCUGCCCCCGGUCUGUUAUGAGAUUAUCACUCUGAGGAGCAAGAAGAAGAAGAAGAUGGCAGCGGACAUAUUUCCCACCAAAAAGCCGGCGCCCGCCGCCACGACCACCGUGCAACAGUACCAGCAGCAGAACCUGAACAACAACAACACCAUACACAACUGCAACUGGCAGGGACUCUACUCCACUAUCAGAGAACGAAAUUCCGUAAUGUUCAACAAUGAGCUGAUGGCAGAUGUUCACUUUGUGGUGGGCCUGUCAGGAAGGACCAAGCGGCUGCCAGGGCACAGAUAUGUCUUGGCAGUGGGCAGCUCUGUGUUUCAUGCCAUGUUUUAUGGAGAACUGGCUGAAAACGAUGAUGAGAUCAUUAUUCCAGAUGUAGAACCACCAGCAUUUCUGGCAAUGUUAAAGUACAUCUACUGUGAUGAGAUUGACCUGAGUGCCGACACAGUGCUAGCCACUCUCUACGCUGCCAAGAAGUACAUCGUACCCCACCUGGCACGCGCCUGCGUAAACUUCCUGGAGACCAGCCUGAGCGCCAAGAACGCCUGCGUGCUCCUCUCCCAGAGCUGCUUGUUCGAGGAGCCCGAGCUGACUCAGCGUUGCUGGGAAGUGAUCGACGCCCAAGCCGAGUUGGCGCUACGCUCUGAGGGCUUCUGUGACAUCGACUCCCAGACCCUCGAGAGCAUCCUCCAGCGAGAGACACUCAACGCUAAAGAGAUUGUUGUCUUUGAGGCGGCGCUCAGCUGGGCUGAAGCUGAGUGUCAGAGACAGGAGCUGACAAUGUCCACUGACAACAAGCGUAAGGUUUUGGGCAAGGCUAUGUACCUGAUACGCAUCCCCACCAUGGCUCUGGAUGACUUUGCUAAUGGAGCAGCCCAGUCAGGCGUGCUGACGCUUAACGAGACCAAUGACAUCUUCCUUUGGUACACGGCUGCCAAGAAGCCUGAACUUCAAUUUGUCAGCCAGCAGAGGAAAGGCCUGACACCCCAGCGCUGCCACAGGUUCCAGUCCUGCGCCUACCGGAGCAAUCAGUGGCGUUACCGAGGCCGCUGUGACAGCAUACAGUUUGCCGUGGACAAACGGGUUUUCAUCGCUGGGUUCGGACUUUACGGCUCCAGCUGUGGGUCGACAGAAUACAGCGCGAAAAUAGAGCUCAAACGUCAAGGGGUGCUGAUGGGACAGAACCUGAGCAAAUACUUCUCGGACGGAUCCAGCAACACUUUCCCUGUGUGGUUUGAGUACCCGGUGCAGAUCGAGCCCGAUACCUUCUACACCGCCAGUGUGGUUCUGGACGGGAACGAGCUGAGCUACUUCGGACAGGAAGGGAUGACCGAGGUGCAGUGUGGGAAGGUGACAUUUCAAUUCCAGUGCUCGUCAGACAGCACUAACGGCACCGGGGUGCAAGGAGGUCAGAUUCCCGAGCUUAUCUUCUACGCCUGACAACUUGAGAAAAAGACAUCACUUUGUGUAGCCUAGCUUGUUAUUUAUUUUUUUGCCCAUUAUUGUUAUCGAGUGUCUUUUUGAAUGGUCCACUCGACGAGGGCCAGAUCUACGUCUUAGACGUUGGCGUGUACAAUAAUGCAGAUGGAAAUAUAUCUUGCACUAGAUGUGCAUGUACAUAUGAAUAUAUGUAAAUUCUUAAAUGUAUAUGUCGACACACUCGUGGCUGAGGCUGGCCACAGACAAUGUCUAUGCUGAAUAGCUACACUUAUUAUUUUCGAAGUUGACAUAGAAUGCACAUAGAGCAUAUAGCAGCAAUAACAUCACGGUAUGUAUUCUUUAAUGAGUAUUUCAGUCUGUAUUUGGCAUUAUAAUGGAUGGAAACAUGAAUAUACACUUAUAGUCAAAAGCACUGUGUUUAACACUCAUCAAGCUUUUGUAGUUAAGUGGUUGUGCUGCUUUUUGGUACUUUUAGUAUACUAAUGAUGCAGGGUCUUAGAGUAGGGAGUACUAUGAGACGCUUAUUUCUCUCUGUAGCAUGUUACUCUGCACUUACAAUCAUAACUCCAUCACUGUAUGCACAUACUUUCAAAAAAGAGGAAAAAUGAUGAAUAUUAAAAAAAAAAAACUUACUUGAAGUAAUCCCUUUUCACCUUUUAGAGGUUUAUCUCCUGUUUUGUUUCUUCUCUGACUGCCUCGCAGUUACUUACAGCACAGGCAGAAGAGUUUGAUGCACUCUGUGUGCUGCUAAUUGUUCUCGCACCUUGGCUUUGUCUCACAGGACCAGGAUCAAUGAUGGACUGUGUUGCAGAGAAAAGAAGCUACCGGUAUAUUAUGUUAACUGAGUGUUGCAGGAUGGCACUGAUGUUGCUUUCUAAUCAAAUGUUUUACUUUUGUUUAAGCGGUUCUUUUUUCUUUCUUUUUCUUAGGAUGAAAAUUGAAAACUAGUAAAAGUUAAGCAUUCGUGGGUUGGUUCUGCCGAAGACAAUGGAUGGUGUUCAAGUAUUGUGUUUACAUGCUGGGAGACCGUUGAAUGUGUUUUGUUGUUGACAAUGCAAAUAAACAAAAACAAGAGGUACUCUUGUUUGUGAUCUUCUGUAAAAAAAAAAAAAAACGAUAAAAAAUUACAGCACAUCACACAUAGACCACAUGCAGAACAUUAAAGUUAAUGUUAAGUUAAAGUCCCAACGAUUGUCACACACACACUGGGUGUGGUGAAAUUUGUCCUGGAGGUGAGGGGAGCAGUGAGCAGCAGCGUGUGCCACGCUCGAGAAUCAUUUUGGUGAUUUAACCCCCAAUUCCAACCCUUGACGCUUAGUGCCAAGCAUGGAGGCAAUGGGUCCAAUUUUUGUAGUCUUUGGUAUGACUCGGCUGGGGUUUUAACUCACAACCUCCCAGUCUCAGGGUGGACACUCUAAACACAAGGCCCCGGAGCUGGUUAAAUAAAUACAUAUACAACACAGUAAUAAUAUGUUACUGUGGAGGGAGGCGUGGCCUGUGGGCCUGCAGCAAAACGGGGUGUGCUAGAACCAGCCUCAAAGUCAGCAACAGGUGCAUAGAUGGCUCACCUGGGCCUUGUUAUCUAAUCACCUGUCGCUCUGUAUAAGCAGCAACCAGGUGGAGAAACGUUGUUGGAGCUGGAGUGCGAGCAAGAACGAGUCUGCCAGAGAGACAAGGGACAAUUGCUGAAAAGCAUCCUGCAGACAUUUCUACAAUAAAACUGUAUUGUAAACCUGAACCGGGCUCUCAUGUCGGUGCUUGGUGGUCCGAAGAACCCACUGGGGGGCAACCUCCACAGUUACAUACAAAAAUCUAAAAAAGCCUCCUAAUAGUAAGAAAAAUAAGAUAUUAAAAUCAGACGUUGUGAAAAAAGAGCUGAGGCGGAAGGCAAAGCUCUCAAUUUAUUAGUUGAUCAACAUUCUUAUCCUCACUUAUGGUCAUGAGCUUUGGGUUAUGACCGAAAGGACAAGAUCUCGGGUACUAGCGACCACUCCGUCGGGUGGCGGGGCUCUCCCUGAGAGAUUUGGUGAGAGCCUCGGUUAUUUGGAAGGUGCUCUUAGUAAAGCCGCUGGUUCGGGCAUCUGGUCAGAAUGCCCCCUACCGGACGCCUCUCUGCGGAAGUGUUGAGGGCGCGUCCAACCAGUAGGAAGCCAAAGGGAAGACCCAGGAACCAUUGGAGACAUUAUGUCUCCCAGCUGGCCGGGAAAGGUCUGGGGGUGUCUGCUUAGGCUGCUGCCCCCGCGACCCGACUGAGGAUAAGUGGAAAAAGAUGCAUGGAUGGAUGGAUGAAUCCAGACGGUGAGCCGGAGCCAAAAUCGAAUCAGUUUCUUAUCCCAUUUCUGACAUUUGCUGAAGUUGAAUUAAUUUCCGCCCAUCACUUUCUGAGCUACGUUGAUAGCUAACUGACAAACUAACUAACGACUAAAUGCAAGAUAUCGGAUGCUAGAAAUUGUUCAAUAUUGUUCAAUAUUGUAUUUUUUGUUGCAAAAUAACACAUUUAAAAAGUUGCAUAUAAUCUUAGCAUAUUUGCCGGGAUUCAAUCCCAGCACAACGCACUCCGAGCCCAGCAAUAACGCUGUGUGCCACCGGUGGCAAUACUAAUGAUAGGGGAAAUUUGCCAUUUUAUUCUUAUCAAUGACGGAGCAGGAAGGGGCUAGGAAUAUGUUGGCUGUAAAAUUUCAUGUCAAGCACCCUGCCAUUCAUUAAUUGACAUUUUACAUGUGCUUAUUAAUACACAGAUCAAGGGGCCCUAUAGAGACGGGGCGGCCCUGUUUAUGUUUAUGAAUACAAACAAAAGUCUGAAGGUAGAUGCCAGCUCUUGGCUCUCUUACAGUUGCCACCCCAAUGGUAAAAGUCACAUAACUUUAAGAAAGUAAUAAUCAAAGCCAACAUGAGGUGCAAAGUGCAUCAUAAUCAAAACAUGCCUUCAUCUUAUUGUGGUUGAAGUGGUUUAUACAAAUAAUGUGACUAUGGAAUAGAAUAGGAACAUUUAGCAUAUCAUCUCCGCACAAUAAUGUUUUCUUAUUGAUUACGUACAAUUUAUAUCUUGCUGUGCAGCUGCAGGACGGUGAGAUCAGAUGAGUCAUUUACUGAAUCCCUGGACACAUUGUUUCUCUUAUUUCAGGUGUUAAAAAAGAAUGAUCAUUACUCUUGUGAUCGCAUGGCAGGUCAUUUAUUAUCAAUAAAUUCGAGAGCCUGUCUGACAAGAGCGAGCCAGCAUGAAGCCCAUGAUGAAUUGAACUAAACAUUGAGGGCGCGAGAUGCUGUUUCAAUGGGAUUUCCUGAUGAUUGUGGCUCUAAUAUCGUAAGUAAGGCCAUUAAUUACACUGUGGAGGAAGUAUGUGCCAAGAGAUUGAAGCCAGCAUACUUUCAUUUUGCUUUACAGAUCUAAAAGUCUGAAAGUGAUGCUUCACUAAACAUUUAGAAACAGACACACUCAUUCAAUCUUUUAUCAAUCAAUCUUUAUUUAUAUAGCCCUAAAUCACAAGUGUCUCAAAGGGCUGCACAAGCCACAACGACAUCCUCGGUACAAAGCCCGAAUUGAGACGGAGUCCCACUUCCCAACAUUUGGUUUAUGCAUCUAUCUAAACGUAUUAUAUGAUAAGGCCUUUCUGGGUGAAAAAUAAUCUUUUUUUAAUGAGAGGUGACAAUUAUUACACGAGACUCAAACGCGGUGAAGGAAAUGUAAUUAAAUCUCACUGGGCUACAAAUAAAACACAUGGUUAAGCAUCUAAAAAUAAUUAGUUUGUCAGUAGAGGAAAACCCCAAAUAGUCACAAUGUGUGUACUAAUGAGGAAGACAGUGCAGAAUGUGUAGUCUUAAAAGUAAAAAAUAAAUACUUUAAAUAGCCA